GGACAGAUGCAAAACACAGAGAGAUCAAUGAUGCAGAAGACAAGAAAGCAUCCCCCCUAUCAUUGUCAACACAAGUGGACAUACAAAGAUUACCCUAAAUGUCCCAAGCGGCACCAGACUGCUCUGAGAUUGUCCAGACUGGCACUGGCUAUACUCAUUGCCAUAGUGAUAGGACUAACUAUUUGGGUAUGUCACCUAAGUAGUGAGAAAGGAACCAAAGAUUGUGAUGGCAUGAAUAUUUCUCCCAGGAAACAGCAGGACAAUACAAACUUCACAACAAAGUCUACACUAAACCUAUGCCCUAAUAACUGGCUGCAGAAAAAAGGGAAGUGCUAUAAUUUCUUAAAAACCUUUAAAUCAUGGACCGAUAGCCAAACAUCCUGUUUAAUGAUGAAAUCAAAUCUCUUGAUGAUCCAAGACAUGGCUGAACUGGAUUUCAUACAGAGUAAUAUACCAGAUGGAAUUUACUUCUGGAUUGGAUUGAACAUCACACACCCACAAAAGAUAUGGACCUUGCUGGAUGGCACCCCCUUAACUCUACGGUUUGUGCAUUCUCCAUGUCAGCUAUAACCUCCCAGAACAUAACUAUACUUCAGAAGAAUUGCCUUACCAGCUCUUCUGUGGUAUUGAAGACAGCAAGAGUGGCUGCGUGAGAGGCACAGAAGUUCUGACUUGCUGCCCAGGUUCUAGUAUUUUCGGAGAAAUAGAAGCACUUUCCUAGGUAACCAAUCCAGCCAUCCAAGCGUGACAUGCGUUCCAUGGAGGAUUUGUGUUUUUCAACUGCAAACGAUUUAAUGAUAUAUUACCUACCAAGGCGGUGGCGUACCCUAAAUAUUCUCCUCAGAGACUCAAUAGGAUUUAAUUUAAAACAAUGAUCUCAUCCCUAUAAAUGAAAUUCAUCAGAUUAGCUUUUGGCCCUUGGGUACGAUGAUUUGGGAUAUGACUGAUCAUUCUUUGUUUUUCUCCAAAUGAGGACAGACCCUAAAUGUUUGUAUUUAUUUUCUUGCUAAGUUGAAAGAAAUCCUUGGCAGAUGUCAUUCAUGUAGGUGGUGGUGUUGCUCAGUCAAGGUUCAUUGCUCUUCUCAAGUGACACACUCCUCCUAGGUGAGCGCACUCAUUCUCAUGAUGCUAUCAUGUUGAUACUGAUAAUUAUUAAAUUGAUCUGCCCAACCCAGCCUUUUCAUCCGAGAUCUCCUGUACACUAUUGCCUAAUGGACACUCAUUCAGUCAAAAAAACAUAUUUGUGAGUAUACACUAUGUUAAGCACUGUUGUGUGUGUUUAUUACAGACAUGGUACCUGCCAUCAUUGUACUAAAAGCCCAGUAGGGCAGAUAGAGAGUGAACAAGUAAUUACAAAUUCAAGGAAUGAUACAAAAGGAAUAGCCACAGGUGCUAAGAGAACAAGAGUUGAGGGGAGCUGGUCCAGCUCAGGGGUAGGGGUUGGAGUAGACAUUUCAGGUGACACUGUAAGGAUGCAGAGAGCUAGCUCACUAGAUGAAGAGUGAGGAAAGCACGUUCUCAACAAAGAGGAAGUGAAUGUGUAAAUUACUUACUGGAGUGAGUAAUCUUUUCACUUGAGAAAGGAAGAUCAGCAUGAGUGGAACAUAAUAAGAACUGAGGCCCGAAAUUGAUGAGGAGCUAGGUGUUGCUUAUACACGUGGUUAAGGCUUUACACCUUAUACAAAGGAUUGUCUCAAAAUUAUAAAUAGAUGAUGAUGUAUCAACCAGACUGAUGGCCUGUUGAUUCAUAAAAGUUCUUGUUUGAAGAAGAACAGAUUUGGGGAAAAGACAAGUGUUCAAGAGACUCUUAAAUACGGAGAACGAA
Messenger RNA from Hyaena hyaena (striped hyena), 1825 nucleotides. Its product is annotated as killer cell lectin-like receptor subfamily F member 1. Lineage: Eukaryota; Metazoa; Chordata; Mammalia; Carnivora; Hyaenidae. Bases 7 to 570 code for a protein of 187 amino acids. The transcript has 6 exons. The record is from RefSeq and is a predicted model, not a curated record.